CUCUGAUUCGCCCUUUUCUUCAACAGAUCCCGCUAAUAUUCUAUACCCAAAAAUUUCCCAGUUCAUCUUCUCUCUCUCUCUCUCUCUCUCUCUCUCUCUCUCACAAUUCUUGCUCCCUUCCCGUUUCCCCUUUUAAUAGUAUAAUAUAGAGUAAAAAUUACGUAAACGUAUUAUUUCAAGAAUAUAUUUGUCUUGAAAGCAGAAUAUUUUUCCCAUCGUUCUGUGCCGCGGCGUGCAAACAGAGUCUGGCUUUUCCGUUUCCAGCCUCUCCGUCGUCCCAGAUAGUUUCAUUAUCUGACUAUAUAGAUCUCUUUUUCUUGGGUUCUUUUAAUCUUUUAUGUAAUUCCCUUUUUUUUUUCUUACUAACUAAUUCCAAAUAAAACCCCAACUUGUUCAUUUUCCCCAUUAGUGUAUAUAUCGUUUAGAUUUUAGGUUACAUUUUGGAAAUUAUCGGGGGGUUUUUUGGUCUGCCACUCGGAUGAAUUUUGUUGGGGGUUCUGUAUCAUUCUUUUUAACGGAAAUUAAAUCGAUCUGAAGGGUGUAGGGGGAAGCUGGGAAUUUGGAUUGUUGAUUAUAGAAGUGUGAGAUAUUCUUUACACGUUUAAGGUGUAUUGCAGUAUCAACAAAGAUUGAAUUUUUGUGGUUUUCCAUUAAUCCUUUGGGAAAUCAAUUAUGGAUCAUGUUGUUGGAAACAAGUUUAAGCUGGGUAGGAAGAUCGGUGGCGGAUCUUUUGGGGAGCUUUAUUUGGCUGUAAAUAUACAAAGUGGAGAAGAAGUUGCUGUGAAGCUGGAACCUGUUAAGACUAAGCACCCUCAGCUUUAUUAUGAGUCAAAGUUGUACAUGCUUCUUCAGGGAGGAACUGGGAUUCCCCACCUAAAAUGGUUUGGAGUUGAAGGUGAGUACAAUGCCAUGGUUAUUGAUCUUCUUGGACCAAGUUUAGAAGAUUUGUUCAACUAUUGCAAUAGGAAGUUCACAUUGAAAACAGUUCUAAUGCUAGCUGAUCAAUUAAUUAAUAGAGUGGAAUACAUGCACUCUAGAGGUUUUCUUCACCGUGAUAUAAAGCCUGAUAACUUCUUAAUGGGUUUGGGGCGCAAAGCAAAUCAGGUCUACAUCAUUGACUAUGGACUCGCAAAGAAAUACAGAGAUCUUCAAACUCAUAAGCAUAUACCAUACAGGGAAAACAAAAAUCUCACAGGUACAGCUCGUUAUGCUAGUGUAAAUACCCAUCUUGGAGUUGAGCAAAGCAGGAGAGAUGAUUUAGAAUCUCUUGGCUAUGUCCUUAUGUACUUCCUCAGGGGAAGUCUUCCCUGGCAAGGACUGAAAGCUGGCACAAAGAAACAGAAAUAUGACAAAAUCAGUGAGAAGAAGAUGCUUACACCUAUAGAAGUGCUUUGUAAAUCUUAUCCAUCUGAAUUUAUCUCAUAUUUUCAUUAUUGCCGAUCGCUGCGCUUCGAUGAUAAGCCUGAUUAUUCAUAUUUGAAGAGGCUUUUCCGUGACCUAUUUAUUCGAGAAGGUUAUCAGUUUGAUUAUGUGUUCGACUGGACUAUAUUGAAGUAUCCACAAAUUGGUUCCAGUUCUAGAACACGAGCACCCGGGAAAAUACCUUUAAACCGAGGGUCAUCAGCUGAAAGACUAGAAAAGACUCCAGCAAAGCCAGAAGUUCGGGACAGAUUUUCUGGUGCAGUGGAGGCUUUUGCGAGAAGGAAUAGUUCUGGUGCAGGCUUGCAUGGAGAUCACUUGAGACACAGAUCUUCAGAAGAUGUGCCGUCAUCUAAAGAUGUGCAAACUGAUUCCGAAAGGGGCCGUGUUUCUCGAACUGGUAGCUCUUCAAAAAGGGCUGUACUGUCAAGCAGCAGGCCGAGCUCAUCAGGGGAGCCCAGCGAAAACCGCCACAGUAAGCUGGGCUCAGGCAGUGGUCGUCUAUCAAGCACUCAAAGAUUACAACCCGGAUUCGAGUCCAAAGCGUCUUCCUUCAGUCGUGCUGCUGGUGUAAGAGGUGUCCGAGAUGAAACUCUUCGAAGCUUUGAGCUGCUAACAAUCGGCUCCGGGAGAAGGAAAUGAUGGAAUUUUCUGCCGCUUUAUACAGUUUAUCGGGAGACGAGAAAUGGUAAUGGCUGUUUAUGAGGGAGUUAUAAUAGUGCUCAUGGCUUGGGAUCCCAGUUUGCAGAUAUAAUUUGAAUCCCUGGACAGUUUUUUAACAGUAAAACCUCUGAAUUAAGCAGUAUCCUAAAACUAGUUAUCUGAAUAUUCUUACCUCUUUUAUUGUUUCUUGCUUUAAUAUGUUGUGUUGUAAACUCAUGAAAGAUGAAUAUAAUGAUAAGGAGAAGUGUUAAUAUGUGUGAUGGUAUCCCUACUUA
Sesamum indicum (sesame) is the source of this 2357-nucleotide messenger RNA. The record is from RefSeq and is a predicted model, not a curated record. Lineage: Eukaryota; Viridiplantae; Streptophyta; Magnoliopsida; Lamiales; Pedaliaceae.